GAUGGUUUGACAACCGCCAAUACACACCAAAGAAGAAGCAGAGGGUGGCGGUGAUGCGCUGAACGCUGGCUUCACUACCGACAAUCAAUCAGGAGAAGCAGCACAACAACAACCUGAGAAGAGAAGAACCGCUCUGUCCUCUGGAGAAGAUGGACAUCAGCGAUCGACGACCAAAUGUCCAUGUAACCAUCCAGAAGGGAUUAUACACUCCGACACUGAAAAAAUGCAUCGACUGCUGCUAUCCUCCCAAAUACCAUUGUCCAUUUUGUUUACCAUCUUUUUUCAAACCUACAAAAUACUCCAGAGCUAGGCUUCAUCUGGACAUUCAUCUAAGGAGAGCCAUUUACGUUGGAGAGUACACAAUCCACAAAUGUGCACUGGAUUGCAGAAAUCAGGCGCAUUACCACUGUUUGUUCUGCACAGACACGCUGAUAAAGCAGCGAGAUUUCAAAAAUCAUCUACCGUGCUGCCACCAGGCUCAACAGCAGAGAAUAUUAUCCGAUCUGCAGACAGCCGCGACACACAGAGUCCAAACCGAAGGAUCGCUGAUCCCUGGAGAGGGUGACAUCGCUACAUUUGAGAUAGAGAACGACGAUGACAGUGAUGAUGAUGUUACCUCCAUCGUGGACUCAGACGACCAACACAGCCCCGGAGCGAGCAGCAGCCAGCUCGUCCAACGUGACACUGUGGGGAUGAAGAGGAGUACGGAUCCUUCUAAAUGUGACCGAACUGUACAGACCAACAUUGAAAAACCACAAGACUGCGAUGAAUACUACUUCAUGGGCCUGGUGAAAAUGUUUAAAAAGUUGUCCCCUCGGAAGAAGGCAGAGGUCAGGAUGAAAAUCGAGAGACUCAUCUUCGAAGCUGAGUUUGAGUAGAAAGGGAUUACGCACACGUUUCCUGUUACAUGUUUUAUUGAAAGUUGUAAGAUUUUCUCAGAUGUACAAAACAAAUCAAGCUGCUGUUUGUAAAGCCUGACAUAUAUUAUGAAAUGUUUUUUUCAUGCAAAUAAAACUCCUGCAAGUUG
Sebastes umbrosus (honeycomb rockfish) is the source of this 1027-nucleotide messenger RNA. RefSeq lists its product as uncharacterized. The record is from RefSeq and is a predicted model, not a curated record. Gene Ontology annotation, molecular function: DNA binding. The transcript has 5 exons. Bases 150 to 878 code for a protein of 242 amino acids. NCBI's taxonomy places the organism in Eukaryota, Metazoa, Chordata, Actinopteri, Perciformes, Sebastidae.